AUGUCAUUAUCAAGCUCAAUACGAAUUCCACUUUCAUGGCCUAAUAUUGAUGUAUUCACAUUUGGUAAAUCAUCUCUUUAUGGUUAUGAUUCUAUAAAUCAUUGUCUUGUUUUUCAUUCUCCAAUACAAAUAAAUAAUUUAAAUGAUAUUUCAAAUGAUCGUCUUCAUCUUUCAUCAUCUCCAACAUGGCCUAUUCGAAGAUUAAUUCUUAAUGAAGAUGAAACUAUUUUGGCUCUUUUAGCAGAUAAAAUCGUUUAUCUUGUUUAUUUACCAAAAUCAAAUAUACAAAUCAAUAAAACUUCACCUUCAAAAGGAUCUUAUCUAUGUUCAAUAAUUCGUGUUCCACCAUUAACAUCAUCUUCUCCGACAAUAACUUGUUCGCUAAUCGAUUUUGUUUGGUUAAAUUCAAAUCAUUUUGUUAUUGUUUAUACAAUUCCAUCACCAUCUGAAUGUCAUCUUUAUAAAGUUCGAUCAUCAAAACAAGUUGGAAUUGAAUAUCUUCAAACAUUUUCAGUUGGAUCAUCUUCAAUAAAUAAAUUUGGAACACCAAAUAAAAAAAUUUCUCUUCAUCAACCAUCAGAUAUAAUUAAAUUAGAUGUUACAAAAAGAAAACAAAAAGAUUUAGAAUUAAUUCUUUUAUUUGCAAUGAAAAGUGAUGGAGAUAUUUUUAUAUUAGAAAUUGAUCAAAAUCAACUUUUAUCGAAUGAAAAUAAAAUAUCUGAAGAAUUUCAAGGUCCUAUUCUUAUUCUUCCAUCAACAUUUAAUAAUUAUGGUGGUGAUCAUGGUCAAUCAACAUUUAUUUGUUUAUCAAAUUCAAAUUAUCCUCUUGUUAUAUUUACACAUGAUAAAUGUCAACUAAAUCAAUCUAUUAUUUUAUCUCCAUCAUUAAAUCAAUAUUGUUUAUUUACAAUUGAUUUAAUUUGUUUACCAACAAAUGAAAAUGGACAAAUAAUAACAUCAAUUAUUCGAGAUCCAUUUUCUUUGAAUAGAUAUUUUAUUUCUGAUUCAUCUGGAAAUGUUUAUUCAAUUGAAAUAUCAUGGAUUAAUCAAAUUCAACAAGGAUUAAAACAACUUCAACCAACACAUAUUCAACAUUUAAUUAAUGGAACAAAUUCCAAUUAUAAAAUUAUCAAUAAAAUUCAACAAAUCGGUUUAAUAAAAACAAAUAAUAAUCAACAAUACUUAGCAAUUAUUGUUAAAUCACAAAUAAAUCAACAAAAGGAAUUAAUAUUUAUUCAUUCUCAAUCAUUAGAACCGAUUGAAAAUUCUCUAAUUUUAUCAGAAUCAGAUGAAUCAAAAUCAUCAUUGGAAUUUAUUGAUCGUAUUCGUUCAUUACUUUCACGUGAUCAAUCAAUUCCUUAUAUAACACUUUCAACAUUGUCAACAAAUAUUUCUGAUUCAGAUUUCGAAAAAAAUCUUUCACAAUUUAUUAAAAUUUUAACUGAACAAUAUAUUGAAAAACAAGAAAAUGUUCGUAAAGAACUUGAAAAUAAACAAUAUUAUUUACAUGAUUAUCAACAAACACAAUUUAAUGAAAAUAAACAAUUGAAUGAAAAAUGUGAACAAAUUCAAAAACGAUUUCAAAUUUUAAGAGAACAAUAUCAACAAGAAUGUUCUCGUCGAAAACGUUUAUCAUCACAUGUUGAUGAUCUUCUAUCUAUAAUUGAACAAAGUACACCUGUUAUAUCAGAUAGUGAAAUACGAAUGCAACAACAAUUAGAAACAUAUCAAAUACAAAUUAAUUAUCUUAAAGAAAAUAUUCAACAUAUUCAACAAUUUAUAUUAUCAAAUCAAGAUCAAGAACAACUUGAUCAUUUAUAUAUCGAAAAUAUUCAAAAUUUUGUUCGAAAUCAUCGAAAUCAAAUUGAUCAAAUGAAAAAACAAUUACAAACUAUUCAAAUUAAUAAAUAA
Molecule: messenger RNA, 1911 nt
Organism: Rotaria sordida
Lineage: Eukaryota; Metazoa; Rotifera; Eurotatoria; Philodinida; Philodinidae
Source: the annotation of a GenBank genome assembly